CUGUAUGUAUGUAUGUAUGUAUGUAUGUAUGUAUGUAUGUAUGUAUGUAUGUAUGUAUAUAUGUCUAUGUCUCGGAACGGUAUGUCUGUCUCCCUCAUUAACGCUCUCCUUGUCUUCAGAUGGGAUGGUGGGUCAGGUGUCCCCAGAGGCUUUGUUCUCCAGACUACAGACAGAGGGCAGCAAAACAGAGGCAGAGUCGGAGGCUCUAGCCGAUGAGUUUCUGGAGGGCUCUCUGCCAUUGGACCCCUUCCUUGAUCGCUUCCUCUCCCUGCGAUCCCUCGCUCACAAAAGACGGGUGCGGAUAGAGAAACUCCAGGAGAUCCUACGACAGAGGAGCGAGGGCAAUCCCAACACCAUGACACCAUCAGCAGGCAUCAGCCAAGACCCCGCUGCCACCCCCUCACCAUGGAAUCAACAGACAACAACGGCAACGGCGACAAAUCCGCAGCAGCCAAACUCCACAGCUCAGUCCUCCAGCUACCAAAACCCCUCGCAGCCGACCACCUCGUCGGCAGGGGGCCCCUCCGGUCUCCCCUAUAGCCCGUACCCCGUCUCCCCACCCAACCACCCUGCAGCGGCAGCAGGCUCCGGCCCGGCCAACACCCCGUCACAGUUCCCUCCGUACCCAGGUCCCGGCUCACCUUUCACCCCAGCAGGGAGCUACUCCGGCCCCAGGCCCGCUUUCGGGCCUCCGGCUUCAUCCGCCUGCCCUUACCCGACCCCGCCCUCCUUCCCUGCCCCACACCCGGGCUCAGCAUUCGGCCAGUACACCCCGAGCCACCCCCAGAGUGGCCCCGCGCCCUACCCGGCCUCCUACAGCUACGGCGGCUACAGCUACCCAGCCGGGCCCGCGUAUUCCAAUUCUCAGUCGCCAAAAGGGAGACCCAUCUACAGACCAGGAUAUGGAGUUCCACAGCCGUACUCAUGAAAGCACUACUGCUCCUCCGUCUCAAUUCUUCCUCUCAAAUCUUCUCUUCAUUGCUCUCACCUCCCUCCUCCCUUCCUUAACUCCAGUCUCCCCCAUCCUAUAUCCCUCUCCUCCUCUCGUCUUUUUCUGCCCUCCCUCUUUCUUUCUACCAUACUGAGGUCUCUCGCUUUACUUAUCUUUGUUGCACUAUUUCUCUCUUUCUCUAAAUAUCGGUCUGAUGAUCUCUCCCUCUUUCUCUCUUUCCUUUUCCCUGUCUCUGUCACCCUACGACCCACCAACUCCCCAACACUAGUCUCAGGUUGUUGUGUUUAAGUGUUAAAACACUUGUAUCUGGCCCUUCAUACCCUCACUCUCCUCCCCAUCUCCAUCGCACCUACCCUCCUCCUCUUCCAUUUCUUGUGUGUGUGUGUGUGUGUGUGUGUGUGUGUGUGUGUGUGU
Molecule: messenger RNA, 1366 nt
Organism: Anarrhichthys ocellatus (wolf-eel)
Lineage: Eukaryota; Metazoa; Chordata; Actinopteri; Perciformes; Anarhichadidae
Gene: vps37c
Product: VPS37C subunit of ESCRT-I
Exons: 2
Coding region: 5-928 (307 amino acids)
Biological process (GO): protein targeting to vacuole; ubiquitin-dependent protein catabolic process via the multivesicular body sorting pathway; protein targeting to membrane
Cellular component (GO): ESCRT I complex
Source: RefSeq, a predicted model, not a curated record